Populus nigra (black poplar) is the source of this 882-nucleotide messenger RNA. Its product is annotated as mitochondrial outer membrane protein porin 2-like. The transcript is spliced from 6 exons. Gene Ontology annotation, molecular function: voltage-gated monoatomic anion channel activity. Bases 1 to 882 code for a protein of 293 amino acids. The record is from RefSeq and is a predicted model, not a curated record. Gene Ontology annotation, cellular component: mitochondrial outer membrane. Gene Ontology annotation, biological process: monoatomic anion transmembrane transport. NCBI's taxonomy places the organism in Eukaryota, Viridiplantae, Streptophyta, Magnoliopsida, Malpighiales, Salicaceae.
AUGAACAGCUCUGAUCAUCAAGAAAGCGCUAGAAGCAAAGAAACCGGAGGUCCUAGACUCUUCUCUGACUUUGGAAAGCUUGCAUAUGACCUCCUACGCUACAGAAUCAAUCAGUCUUUUAACAUCUCGACCAGUAGUGAUAUUGGAUUGACUCUUACCCCGUAUGCUGCCAGACGCAAGAAACUAUCGAAAGCAGGUGUUACAGCAGAAUACAAUCUUGAGGAUACUCAUGCUACUAUUAAGGUGGAUGUUAAUCCGGAAUUACCGAUUUCAACAACUCUCACAAUGAGCAGAACAUGGCCAUUCAUGAAGAACACAGUUUUGGUGAAAUUUCCAGAUUACAACUCUAGAGAGUUUCAAAUUCUGCAUGAGGUUCAAUACUUCCACAAACGAGCUGCUUUAGCCAUGACACUCCCUUUGCUUCGCUCCCCUCUAAUUCAGCUUACUGCAACAGUUGGUACUGCACACCUUGCAUUUGGUAUGGAAACAGUAUACAAUACUAGCUCUAGACAAUUUCUCAUGUUCGACGCAGGCAUUAGCAUGACAAGCCUGAAUUGUGAGGGGUCAAUUAUAUUGGAGAACAAGGGUGAUUCUCUAAGGGCAUCUUAUAUCCAUUAUUUUGAUCAUGAGAGGAAAGUCGCAGCAGUAGCAGUGAUCGGCCGGACGUUAUCAAGAAAGGAGAACGCUUUUGCAGUUGGAGCAUCAUGGAUUAUGGAUGACCUAACUACGAUUAAGGCGAGGUUUGAUAGUCAUGGGAAGCUGGUUACUGUCCUCCAUCAUAAAAUCAAACCCAAGUCAUACUUUACAAUUUCUGGUGAAUUUGAACCCAAAGCCCUUGACAAGACUCCAGAAAUCAGAUUAGGUCUCUCUCUCGUGCUCUGA